Molecule: messenger RNA, 4387 nt
Organism: Sander lucioperca (pikeperch)
Lineage: Eukaryota; Metazoa; Chordata; Actinopteri; Perciformes; Percidae
Product: AP2-associated protein kinase 1
Exons: 21
Coding region: 637-4098 (1153 amino acids)
Biological process (GO): protein phosphorylation
Molecular function (GO): ATP binding; protein kinase activity
Source: RefSeq, a predicted model, not a curated record
GAAUGCAGCAUUCUUCCCACUAGCAUUUACUGUUUGUAGCUACGUUAGCUCUGUCAUUAAGUCAGUUGACCAGCCUUCAUACAGCCUGCUGGACGCACAAAAGCAGUGGAGGUCUGUCAUUUUUACUACGAUACAGACGAGUAGAGCAGCAGGUGAACAUUUCGGGUGCAUGAUAUCGGUUGAGAUGUGUAAUAAGCUGCAUUGGACAUUAAGGACCUACCUGGCUAUCAGCCUAUCAACUGACAGCUGUCACCGCACCUAGCUGCUUAGCUAGCUGCCUAGGUGAGCUAACGGCUAACAAGUGUUUUUCGGGCUAAUUUAGCCAGCCAGUGGAGAGUGGAAAGCGGUGACUUCCGCAUGAACGUUAUAUCUCAGUAUUUUCUCAACAAUAUUCGACUCCGCCUGCUGUUCAAAUGAGUUAGCCAAAGAGCGUCGGACCGCAGUGUUUGAAAUAUUUUGAGGUCCAGCUAGUUAGCUAGCAUUUAGCUUCAAGCUUCAUUCAAUUAUUGAAAACCUGCUAAAGCGUUAACGUUAACACUAGAACCUCAACGGACAGUUUUAUCCAAUCACAGUUGUUUUGCUACUAAUAUAUAUUUUUGGACUUGGCCGUGCUUUGGAUAACCUCGGGGGGGGGAAAUGAAGAAAUUUUUUGAUUCUCGUCGGGAGUUGGUGAGCUCUGGGCCGGGCUCCGGAGUCGGUGGAGGAGGCGCUGGUUCCGGCGGCGGUGGCAGCUUCAUCGGACGGGUCUUCACCAUCGGACGAUAUCAAGUGACCGUGGAGGAAAUCGUCGCCGAAGGAGGGUUUGCAAUCGUUUUUUUGGUGCGGACUCAUCAAGGCGUACGUUGUGCACUAAAAAGGAUGUAUGUCAACAAUGAACAUGAUCUGCAAGUCUGCCAACUUGAGAUACAGAUUAUGAGGGACCUAGUGGGCAACAAAAACAUAGUUGGUUAUCUGGACUCCAGCAUAACUGCAGUUGGAGCUGACGAUGUGUGGGAAGUCCUAAUCUUAAUGGACUUCUGUCGAGGUGGGCAGGUGGUUAAUCUAAUGAACCAGCGGUUACAGACAGGCUUCACUGAAGCUGAGGUGUUACAGAUCUUUUGUGACACGUGCGAGGCGGUCGCUCGUCUCCACCAGUGCAAGACUCCAAUCGUCCAUCGAGAUCUCAAGGUGGAAAAUAUUCUUCUGCACGACCGGGGACACUACGUGCUCUGUGAUUUUGGAAGUGCCACCAACCACUUCCAAAACCCCGAGACAGAGGGGGUGGCAGUCGUGGAGGAGGAAAUCAAAAAGUACACUACUCUGUCAUACCGCGCUCCAGAGAUGGUCAACCUCUAUGGUGGAAUGAUAAUCACAACAAAGGCAGACAUUUGGGCCAUGGGUUGUCUUCUCUAUAAGCUGUGCUACUUCACGCUACCUUUUGGGGAGAGCCAAGUGGCGAUCUGUGAUGGAAGUUUCACGAUCCCAGACAACUCCCGCUACUCCCAGGACAUGCACUGUCUCAUCAGAUACAUGCUCGAACCUGACCCAGAUAAGAGACCAGACGUCUACCAAAUAUCCUACUUUGCCUUUAAACUGGCACGACGAGAGUGUCCGGUCCCAAAUGUACAUAAUUCACCUAUUCCUGCAAAACUUCCCGAGCCCAUUAGAGCCAGUGAAGCAGUGGCCAAAAAGAGUCAAACCAAAGCCAGGCUCACAGACCCCGUUCCUACCUUGGAAACCUCCAUUGCACCUCGCCAACGACCCAAGGCUGGCCAGGCUCAGCCCCAGCCGAUAUCAGGCAUUCUUCCCAUCCAGCCAGCUCUCACCCCGCGCAAGAGGCCCAAUGUGGCUGCUGGAGCACCCCAGGCCAUAGGUGUUGGUAUCAAUGUCCCGCCACCAGCUUCAGCCGCUGUGCAAGCUGCUCAACAGGCUCCUGCUGCACAGGCCGCUCCGCAGCCAGCUCCGACAGCCAACAUGCAGCCACAGGCUACACCACAGCAUCAGCAGCUUCUCAUGAAGCAGCAGCAAGCCGCAGCCUUUCUAAGCCCACAGAGUAACCAGCAGCACCAACUGGUACAGAGCCUCCAGCAACAACAAACAGCGUCUCAGCCGUCUACCCUGCUGCAGUCCAAAGUUAAGCCUGUUCAUCCAGUUAUUGCCCUGCAACUGCCACACCAGCAGCAUGUAGCCCAUGUCCAUGAAACUGCAGCUUCUCAUCUGACCCCGAUCCCCGAGUCUGCAGCCGUUGGUCCUGCAGCUGACCCAGAGACGGCUGGCCGAGUGAUUCACAAAGUCGGCUCGAUGACGCCCCCCUCGUCGCCAAAGAUGGCCCCUAAAAGCGGCCACAGACGCAUUUUGAGCGAUGUCACUCACAGUGCCGUGUUUGGGGUCCCGGUCAGCAAAUCCACCCAGCUACUCCAGGCAGCCGCAGCUGAGGCUGGCCUCAACAAGUCCAAAUCAGCCAGCACGACUCCUUCUGGCUCCCCCUGCUCGUCUCAGCAGAGUGUGUAUCAUCCAGGUGAUGCUAACGCCCAAUCGGCCCUUACUGCACCCAGCGCUCAGCCCAGCUGGAACCCCUUUGGGGAUGAUAACUUCUCCAAGCUAACAGCAGAGGAGCUGCUUAACAAAGACUUUGCAAAGUUAGCUGAGACUGCCGCACCAGGAGAGAAGGUCACAGGCUCCAGUGAAAAUCUCAUUCCAGGGCUCAAUGCGUUUCCAGCUGAAAGGUCGGAAGACAUCAUGAGUGCAGGUUCAGCGUUGUUGACUGUCCCGGACCCCUUUAAUGCCCUCUCCCUCUCUGACACCACAGAGAAGCUGAUUGAGGGACUGAAGUCCCCGGAAACUUCUCUGCUGCUCCCCGACCUCUUAACACCAGCCAACCCCUUCAAUAGUUCUGCAGAGAGCUCUACCAAUGUGAAGGCAGAGGUGUGUGUGGAUUCACUGAUUCCUGGUUUGGAAGCCCCCCAGGCCCAGCGACACUCGGGCCAGCCAGAGCUCCUCCCUGCCAGCAUACCAGACUCUCUCACUGGGGAGGACUCUCUGCUGGGUUGCGACCUGUUAUCUCAUACUUCUCCUCAUGGAAACCAGUCUGUUUCUGCUCUCCCGUCCUGCUCCUCUGCUCCUCCUGGAUCCGGCUCUGGAUCCUGUCUGGAGGAGCUGCCGCCUGGUCAGACAGCUUCUGACUCUGCUUUUCUCAUGCCGUGUGGGGAGAAGGGCAAUGACGACGAGUUUGACCCUAUUCCCGUGCUUAUCUCCAAAAACUCAAAUCAAGAUGUUCAAGGGGAAAGCAAUGGCUACUCUGUUCUUAGUGAGGGACAGGAGACUGAACCUGCAAAAAGAGGAUCUCGCGCAAACGAGGGAUGUGUGCACUCCAGCGAUGAAGAAGAGGAGGAGGAGGAGGAUGAAGCCCAUAAAGAAGAGCAGCAGGAUGAGGGAGCCGUUGAGAGUCACGCAGCCGCCCAUGACUGCAGCGGCUCCAGACCUCUGCUGCUCGACUCAGAGGACGAAGAAGAACCUCAGUUAUUCGUCCACUCGUCAUCGCAUUCCAGCACAGUCCCAACGUCACGACCAUCCGCUACCUUCCACCAACCAACUCCGAGCACCUUCGCUCAGAAUCAUUCCCAGCAUGUACACGAGCCAGCAAAAGGGCCAGAUGUCGCCGCAGAUGUUUUCUCAAAAGCACCCUUUCACGUUGCGCAAGAAGAAACGGCCGACGUGUUUGCCAGCGCUCCGUUUCCACGCGCCCCCCUUGCAGCUCCGCAGCACUUCGACGUAUUCUCUCAGGCUCCCUUCGGAAAAAGAAAAGAGGCUCCAGGAGCUCAGCAGUCAUAUCCUCAUGCGUCUGGAGUUCACGCUGUGACCGCUGAUCACGGCGUGUUGGGACAAGUUGUCCAGCAGCCGUUCCGCCCACAAGCUCUGGCCAAAUAUUCCAGACACUUUGAGGGACCUGCGCCGCAGAAGCCAGUAGCAGCUCACCGGGUAGUGUCGAACGUGAACAGGCAAGCCGCUGUGGCGUCGGUCCCCGUGGGACCUCUUCGCUCACGGACCUCGGAAGUGAGCGCUGUAGACCCUUUCGUCUCUGCGCCCUUUCACCUCAAGGCCCCGCAAGAAAAGCCCUGAGCGCACACUCGGAGAGGUCAGCGCUCAUCACUGAAUUAUGCAAACCAUUACAGGCGCACUGCAUGCUGUUGCAAGCGCUGCAGCUGGACUGCAGGCCUGCAUGGAUCUCAUUCUUUAUUGGCUCCAAUUAGUGGUAGUGCGAGGUCAUCUUUACACUUGAAUGUUCCAUUAGAGUAAGAAAACUGACAUAAAUCCUUGACUCCUAGUUGCUUUUUUUUUUUUUUUUUAAUAUUUCCUGUCACGUCCUUUUACCUUUUUGAAUUGUCAUUGGUCCUUUUGGUACGUACAU